Molecule: messenger RNA, 4013 nt
Organism: Agelaius phoeniceus (red-winged blackbird)
Lineage: Eukaryota; Metazoa; Chordata; Aves; Passeriformes; Icteridae
Gene: TLE3
Product: TLE family member 3, transcriptional corepressor
Biological process (GO): regulation of DNA-templated transcription; negative regulation of canonical Wnt signaling pathway
Cellular component (GO): transcription regulator complex; nucleus
Molecular function (GO): protein binding; transcription corepressor activity
Source: RefSeq, a predicted model, not a curated record
ACCGCGUGCUCGGGCGCCGCUGCCCCGCUCCGCGCCCGCUCCGCGAUGGCUCCCGGAGUUACGGCGAUCCCGGCUGGACGCAGCUGAACGGCCGCCCCCGGGCGGGGGACCCGCUCGCACCUCGCAUGUCCGCGGCGCCCGGGAAGUCGGAUGUGUACGGCCUUCCUCCCCCUCCUCCUCUCCUCCAUGGCCGUCGUGCUCCGGCUUCUCGGCCUCUCUGGGAGCGCUCCGAGGCCGGCGGGCAGCAGCGGCAGCUCCGCACGUCGCGAUCGCCGUAGCGAGGCUCGGCGCGGCUGCUCCCAGUGACCGCGCCCCAGCCCGGCCAUGUACCCCCAGGGCCGGCACCCGGCUCCGCACCAGCCGGGCCAACCGGGCUUCAAAUUCACCGUGGCCGAGUCCUGCGACCGGAUCAAGGACGAGUUCCAGUUCCUGCAGGCCCAGUACCACAGCCUCAAAGUGGAGUAUGACAAGCUGGCGAACGAGAAGACCGAAAUGCAGCGCCAUUACGUUAUGUACUACGAAAUGUCGUACGGUUUGAAUAUUGAAAUGCACAAACAGACAGAAAUUGCUAAAAGACUGAACACGAUUUUAGCCCAGAUCAUGCCUUUUCUGUCACAAGAGCACCAACAGCAGGUGGCCCAGGCUGUUGAACGUGCCAAGCAAGUGACAAUGACGGAGUUGAAUGCUAUCAUCGGGGUACGUGGACUUCCCAAUCUGCCUCUCACCCAGCAGCAGCUCCAGGCCCAGCACCUGUCGCACGCCGCGCACGGCCCCCCGGUGCAGCUGCCUCCGCACCCCUCGGGGCUCCAGCCGCCCGGCAUCCCGCCCGUCACCGGCACCAGCUCGGGGCUGCUGGCCCUGGGCGCCCUGGGCAGCCAGGCACACCUGGCCGUCAAGGACGAGAAGAACCACCACGACCUGGACCACAGAGAGCGAGACUCAAGUGCAAAUAAUUCCGUGUCCCCCUCGGAGAGCCUGCGGGCCAGCGAGAAGCACCGGAGCUCCACGGACUACAGCAUCGACUCCAAGAAGAGGAAAGCGGAGGAGAAGGACAGCAUGAGCCGAUAUGACAGCGAUGGUGACAAGAGCGAUGACCUGGUGGUCGAUGUCUCCAAUGAGGACCCUGCCACCCCCCGGGUGAGCCCGGCCCAUUCCCCCCCGGAGAACGGCCUGGACAAAGCCCGCGGGCUGAAGAAGGGCGACGCUCCCAACAGCCCGGCCUCGGUGGCCUCCUCCAGCAGCACUCCCUCCUCCAAGACCAAGGACCUGGGCCACGUACGUCCCCUCUGGGGGUGCCUGGGGCAGGGUGUGGGUCCCAGCAGCUGGAGCUCACCCCUCCUUCUCCAUCCCUUCUCCCCCCAGAACGACAAAUCCUCCACGCCCGGCCUCAAGUCCAACACUCCGACGCCCAGGAACGACGCUCCCACCCCGGGCACCAGCAGCACCCCGGGGCUGCGGCCCAUGCCCGGCAAGCCCAGCGGCAUGGACCCCCUGGCCUCGGCCCUGCGGACGCCCAUCUCCAUCGCGGGCUCGUACGCGGCGCCCUUUGCCAUGAUGGGGCACCACGAGAUGAACGGGUCCCUGACGAGCCCCGGCGCCUACGCGGGGCUGCACAACCUCCCCCCGCAGAUGAGCGCGGCCGCCGCCGCCGCUGCCGCCUACGGCCGGUCACCAAUGGUUGGGUUUGACCCUCACCCACCCAUGCGAGCCCCAGGCCUGCCCUCCAGCCUGGCAUCCAUCCCCGGAGGGAAACCGGCGUACUCGUUCCACGUGAGCGCGGACGGGCAGAUGCAGCCGGUGCCGUUCCCGCACGACGCGCUGGCGGGGCCGGGCAUCCCGCGGCACGCGCGGCAGAUCAACACGCUGAGCCACGGCGAGGUGGUGUGUGCUGUCACCAUCAGCAACCCCACCCGCCACGUCUACACCGGCGGCAAGGGCUGCGUCAAGAUCUGGGACAUCAGCCAGCCCGGCAGCAAGAGCCCCAUCUCACAGCUGGACUGCCUGAACAGGGAUAACUACAUCCGCUCCUGCAAGCUGCUGCCGGACGGCCGCACGCUGAUCGUGGGGGGCGAGGCCAGCACUCUGACCAUCUGGGACCUGGCGUCGCCCACGCCGCGCAUCAAGGCCGAGCUGACGUCCUCGGCGCCCGCCUGCUACGCGCUGGCCAUCAGCCCCGACGCCAAGGUGUGCUUCUCGUGCUGCAGCGACGGCAACAUCGCCGUCUGGGACCUGCACAACCAGACCCUCGUCAGGCAAUUCCAAGGGCACACAGACGGGGCCAGCUGCAUAGACAUUUCCCAUGAUGGUACGAAGCUGUGGACGGGGGGCCUGGACAACACGGUGCGCUCCUGGGACCUGCGGGAAGGGCGGCAGCUGCAGCAGCACGACUUCACCUCCCAGAUCUUCUCCCUGGGAUACUGCCCGACGGGCGAGUGGCUGGCGGUGGGCAUGGAGAGCAGCAACGUGGAGGUGCUGCACCACACCAAGCCCGACAAGUACCAGCUGCACCUGCACGAGAGCUGCGUGCUCUCCCUCAAAUUCGCCUACUGCGGGAAGUGGUUUGUGAGCACUGGGAAGGACAACCUGCUCAACGCCUGGAGGACGCCCUACGGAGCCAGCAUCUUCCAGUCCAAGGAGUCCUCGUCCGUGCUGAGCUGUGACAUCUCAGCGGAUGACAAGUACAUCGUCACGGGCUCUGGGGACAAGAAGGCCACAGUCUACGAGGUCAUCUACUGAUCCUGGGAUGUGCAGCCCUCGGGAAUGCUCCGGGAAUGCCCAGGGGAGGCCCCGGGCCCGGCCCAGCUCCGCCCGGCACCCACCACACUCGGAUUUAUUUGGAGAUCUGCAACUCUGGCACACAUGGAAGCCCUAAACGGAUUUUUAUUUGGUUUUAAGGUUUUGGGGUUCCUUUUGAUUUUUUUUUUUUUUUUUUGAUUUUUUUUUUUUUUUUGGUUUUCCGGUUCUUUCCGUCUGGCUUUGGUGGCACUAUAAAGGACUCCUUUUUUUAUUGGGACUUUUUUUUUUGUGCAUCCUGCAUAAGACUUGUGAAAAAUGUAAAUACUGGACUAGGAAAUAGCGUGGGAAGGGGGGGACCCCUCCCAGUACACUUAGCUGUGUAUUUUUGUCUGCUGUAAUUGUAUUCCACUGAUGGUUUUGGUGGUGGCAAUUUUAUUCUGGGGGUUUUUUUGGUUGUUUUUUUUUUUUUCCCUUUUUUGUUUUUUGGGGUUUUUUUCCCCCUCCUUUUCCUUCCCCCCCCUCCGGAAGUGUCCAUGGGGACUUUGCCAUCCAGGCUGAGCAGAGAUGUCCACUGGUGAAAAGUUGUUCCUCCUGUCGUGCGUCGUGUGUUAGUGAUGGUGGGGAAUCGCUCGGAUCCUCAGCUACUGACGGGACAUCAACACAAUCACCUUGGGGUUUGUUUUUUAUAGAUGGAUUUAUGGAUUUAUCCUUAUUUUUCCUUUUCCGUGCUUGGAUGUUUGAAGAAAAGGGGAAGCCCACGCAAGCCCUUCUUGGUCUUCGGACAGAAGCAAAUGAGGAGUGAUUUCAAAGAAAGCUUAGAAAAUUCAGCUCAGGGAGCCACGAAAGAUAAUAGCAAACUUAUGUGUUUUGUAUUCAAAUGAAAGUAAAGAAUUAGAAUUGAUAACCUUGGAAAAAAAAAAAAGACAAAAAAAAAUACAGUUUUUUUUAAAAGCGAAAAGUUUACUAACAAGUAGGGUUUGUGUGUGGUGGGGGGCUGUUUGUGGUCCUUGUGGGCUUUAUGGUCUUGUGUCUUCUGGUUUUAUGGAGCAACUCCCUCCCCCCACAGGCCUUUUGUACUAAAGGGUUCCAAAAAGGACAAAAAAAAAAAAAAAAGAGACAAAAAAAAGAAAAACGAAGACCUAACGGGAAAAAAAUAAAAGUAUUUGUGUAGCAGAAGUGCUCACCUGUAUCGUAGCACACGGCAGAGGAUUUUUAUACCACAUUUUUAUGGAUUAUUUUUGGCGAGUUGGAUCUGGUCCAAAAGGUAAAAAAACAAA